This is a messenger RNA of Suillus subaureus, 636 nucleotides long. RefSeq lists its product as uncharacterized. The record is from RefSeq and is a predicted model, not a curated record. The transcript has 4 exons. Bases 1 to 636 code for a protein of 211 amino acids. Lineage: Eukaryota; Fungi; Basidiomycota; Agaricomycetes; Boletales; Suillaceae.
AUGUCCAACGACAUUGAACUUGAAGACUUUUCUAGCAGGAGGCGCACAACGUACUCGAACGAUGGAACUAUUAAUGUAGACUCGGUUGAUGAAACCUUUGCCGGUCAGCAAGACAGGGCAAUAGGUCUUUGGACUUGGAUUUCAGCAGCCUUCUUCAUCGUGUUUUCUACAAGCUUGACACUGUUUCCAAGGUUUCUCCUUUUCAUGACGGAACCGUCAGGGGGACGAAAUGUACUGUUGCCCCUUGAAUCCUUUCUCGCGGAACAACUAGGCAUUGUGAUGGGCGCAAUUGCACUCACUCUGGUAGUAACACACGAUGAACAUGUGAACUCCCAUCCCCUCCUCGUGCCUGUCACUUCUGCCUCAGUUCUUUUGGCAUUCCUUUCUUACAAUAAAAGUGAUGUCAGCUCUCUUGGCAAAUUCAUUUUUCUAGGGACAUCUUUUGUCGGGUUAUUCGGACUAUGGGUGCUUCUUUUUGCGGGGCCAUCUGUGAUCUCGAAGAAAACUGGAGCUGACAAGCGCACCUCCACAUUCAUAUUCGGGAACAGAAACGCGGCUUCCGCCCGCAAGAAGGAGUGGAGUAAGCAGCAGACAAGGAACAAGCUGGAACAAGACCUCGUAAAACCCAUCAAGUGA